Heterotrigona itama is the source of this 356-nucleotide messenger RNA. The record is from the annotation of a GenBank genome assembly. Lineage: Eukaryota; Metazoa; Arthropoda; Insecta; Hymenoptera; Apidae.
AUGGACAUUAAUUUUGUUUUCAGCGCCGAUGGCAACUACGAGGUGACCAUUAUGACCAAGGCAAUUUUGCACCAUACGGGGAAGGUCGUGUGGAAACCGCCAGCGAUCUAUAAAUCAUUUUGCGAGAUCAACGUGGAGUACUUCCCCUUUGACGAGCAGACUUGUUUCAUGAAAUUUGGUUCGUGGACUUACGACGGGUACACGGUGAGUAAUAUUAAAAUUUAACCAACGAUCCACGUUCGUUUCAUCCUCGAUUAAUCAUCGUACGAGUAUUUGACCGAAAGACGUGGUAUUAUAAUUUUAAAAUAUAUGCAUCUGCGAGUUUUUAAUCGUAGGAUUAAAUUGUUUAGAUUUAG